AUGGCACGUCGUGUUGAAAAUAAUUCUACUCAAACAGUUGCUAUUGUCGGUGGUGGACUCGGUGGUACUUUAUGUGCUUUAUUUUUCGCUAAACAUGGCAUUAAAGUUCAUUUAUUUGAACUUCGAUCAGAUAUUCGUACACAAAAAGUUGUUAAAGGUCGAAGUAUUAAUAUGGCAUUAUCUCGUCGAGGUCGUGAUGCCCUCGCUUAUGUUAAUUGUGAAGAUAUGAUUGUUCGAAAUGGUAUACCAAUGCGUGCACGAAUGUUACAUGACCUUAAGUGUCAUACAACGCCUGUCCCAUAUGGUACUCGUCCGGAACAUGAAGUCAUAUCAAUUGAUCGUCGUAUUCUUAAUGAACUUUUACUAGACGAGGCAUCGAAAUAUCCUCAAAUCAAUAUUCAUUUUCAACAUAAAUUUGUUCAUUGGAAUUCAGAAGAAAAAAGUGCAACAUUUCAAACUGCAUCCGGUGAACAUGUUGACUUCAAAGUCGAUGGUUUAAUUGGUUAUGAUGGUUGUCAUUCCGGUGUUCGUGCAGCAAUGAUGAAACUCGAUUCAGUUGAUUUCUCUCAAGAAUAUAUUGAUACGAAUUAUAUGGAAUUUUGUAUUCCAGCAAAAAACAACGAAUAUGCUAUGGCAGUAAAUUAUCUUCAUAUAUGGCCACGUCAUGAAUUCAUGUUAAUUGCUUUGCCAAAUCAAGAUAAAUCAUUUACAACAACACUUUUUUUACCAUUACCUAUAUUUCAAAAAAUAACAACAACUGAUGAACUUUUGACAUUUUUUCAAACACAUUUUCCUGAUGCGAUUUCAUUUAUUGGACGAGAAAAUUUAAUUGAAACAUAUUUUUCAUCACAACCAUUACCACUUGUUUCAAUAAAAUGUUCACCACAUGCAUCAGUCGAUGGAAAUAUUUUAUUGAUGGGUGAUGCUGCACAUUCAAUGGUUCCAUUUUAUGGCCAAGGAAUGAAUGCAGCAUUUGAAGAUACAUUAGUUCUAUUUGAAAAAUUAAAAGAAAAUAAUUUUCAAUUAUCAAAAUCAUUCAUUGAUUACGAUAAAAAUCGUCGAGAAAAUGCACAUGCAAUUGUUGAUUUAUCUAUGUACAAUCAUCAUGAAAUGAGACAUUUAGUAACUCAACGUUCAUAUUAUUGGCGUAAGAAAAUCGAUAAUUUCUUAUAUCGUAUAGUACCACAAUGGUGGAUACCACUUUAUACAAUGGUAACAUUUACAAGAAUUCCAUAUAAACAAUGUUUAGAAUUACGAAAAAGACAAGAUAAUAUAUUAAAAAUUCUUCGUCUUAUUGGUUAUUCUAUUAUUGGAUUGUAUGCAUUGAAACAAUUUGCAAUUUAUGUUAUUAAACCAUUCGCUAUUCAAUUUAUUGUACGAAAAAUUUUACCAAAAAUGGUAGCUGAUCAAGUGGUUUAA
Messenger RNA from Adineta steineri, 1419 nucleotides. NCBI's taxonomy places the organism in Eukaryota, Metazoa, Rotifera, Eurotatoria, Adinetida, Adinetidae. The record is from the annotation of a GenBank genome assembly.